UGUCAAUCUUCUCUCCUUUUUUACUCUUUUCUUUUUUUUUUAAACAGUUUUGUUAAGACUUUGACUGGUAAGACCAUUACUUUAGAAGUUGAAUCUUCUGACACCAUCGACAAUGUUAAGUCUAAGAUUCAAGACAAAGAAGGUAUCCCACCUGACCAACAAAGAUUAAUCUUUGCUGGUAAGCAGUUAGAAGAUGGUAGAACUUUAUCUGACUACAACAUCCAAAAGGAAUCUACUUUACAUUUAGUCUUAAGAUUAAGAGGUGGUAUCAUCGAACCAUCCUUAAAAGCUUUAGCUUCCAAAUACAACUGUGAAAAGUCUGUUUGCCGUAAGUGUUACGCCAGAUUACCACCAAGAGCUACUAACUGUAGAAAGAGAAAGUGUGGUCACACCAACCAAUUACGUCCAAAGAAGAAAUUAAAAUGA
Messenger RNA from Arxiozyma heterogenica, 426 nucleotides. RefSeq names its product ubiquitin-60S ribosomal protein eL40 RPL40B fusion protein (gene RPL40B). Gene Ontology annotation, cellular component: nucleus; ribosome; cytoplasm. The annotation marks the transcript as partial. The transcript has a single exon. The record is from RefSeq and is a predicted model, not a curated record. Gene Ontology annotation, molecular function: protein tag activity; ubiquitin protein ligase binding; structural constituent of ribosome. Gene Ontology annotation, biological process: translation; protein ubiquitination; modification-dependent protein catabolic process. NCBI's taxonomy places the organism in Eukaryota, Fungi, Ascomycota, Saccharomycetes, Saccharomycetales, Saccharomycetaceae.